Messenger RNA from Anisakis simplex (herring worm), 483 nucleotides. The record is from the annotation of a GenBank genome assembly. Lineage: Eukaryota; Metazoa; Nematoda; Chromadorea; Rhabditida; Anisakidae.
GAAAAGCGACGUAAUGCAAGUGGCNAUAAGGAGAGAAAUAACGACUCACAGAAGGGUAGUCCUACGAACGGGGCACCUGCAGCACUCCACCAGUUGAAAAGCGACGUAAUGCAAGUGGCAGAUCGAAUAGCGUUGGUGCAGCGUGAAUGCGGCCUUAACGCUGAACAUCCUUCAGAAGAGUUGAGCUUUGCCUUGAUGCAUGUCGUUUAUGAGUGGGCAAAUGCAACGUUUGGAAAUGGUGAUGUGUGCGAUUGCGAUGAGAUUGUUCAUUUUCAGCCAUUUUCUGAGAUAAUGAAAUUGACGGAUGCACAGGAAGGACUGAUAGUUCGGUGUAUUCAAAGACUGGACGAGCUGUGCAAAGAUGUGCGGAAUGCAGCGCGUUUAAUCGGAAAUCCAGCUUUGUACGAGAAAAUGGAACACAUUUCAGCAGCGAUCAAGAGGGACAUCGUGUUCGCGGCCAGUCUCUAUACAGUUGUUGAUUGA